Molecule: messenger RNA, 5041 nt
Organism: Gadus chalcogrammus (walleye pollock)
Lineage: Eukaryota; Metazoa; Chordata; Actinopteri; Gadiformes; Gadidae
Gene: nab2
Product: NGFI-A binding protein 2 (EGR1 binding protein 2)
Exons: 7
Coding region: 661-2088 (475 amino acids)
Biological process (GO): negative regulation of DNA-templated transcription
Cellular component (GO): nucleus
Molecular function (GO): transcription factor binding; transcription coregulator activity
Source: RefSeq, a predicted model, not a curated record
UGAAUCCACAUUGGAUUUAGGUUGAAUGGCGACAUUCUUAGGCCUAUAAUGGCGAUCUGUUUGCCAUAAGAAGCAAGGGUUAAAAUUGGUAUUUUAAACCCCCCACUACGGUCUCCACCUACAUCUCCAAUUUGAAAGCCGCCUCUGCCGGGAGAGGAAAACUCUUUUUCGGUCAGAUGGCGUGCUGCAGUCCGCCCCCAUCAUUCUUGCACCCACACAAACAGUACAAAAAAAGGCAGUCAGCAACCAAUACGGUGCGCCGGAGGAGGAUUUCUGCCAAAGAAUUAAGACGAGUUGCUAUAAGCGCAGGGACUUAGCUGAAGAGCACGCCACUCAAUACCAAACGUGAUAGAAAUUGGUUGAAGAUAUCGAAAAUAUAAUGUCUUUCCGGGCGUUUCCGCAACAUCUGGCUAGUCGGGAUUAGUCCUGUCUUGGCUUAAAACAAAAACGAUUUUUUAAUCUGAAUUCAAAUAACAAAGGAUUUCUCACAUAUAGACGAGGGUUACACUUAUCAGAGUAUCAGUUGGCCAUCCAGAUCUGUUUUUUCUUUUUGAUGCGAAGCUCGUAGGCUACACACUGGUAAACUAUAGUGAAAUUAAGCAGUUGUUGAACUGCAUCCCUGCUGAAUUAAUCUGCUUGAUCAGGAGAAGAUACAGUGCCAUGUCUCUGCCACGCACGCUCGGGGAGUUACAGCUCUAUCGGGUGCUUCAGCGAGCCAACUUACUGGCCUAUUACGACACCUUCAUCCAGCAAGGUGGCGAUGACGUGCAGCAGCUCUGUGAGGCGGCGGAGGAAGAAUUCUUGGAGAUCAUGGCACUAGUUGGCAUGGCCACCAAGCCACUGCAUGUGCGUAGGCUACAGAAGGCGCUCCGUGACUGGGCGGCCAACCCGGCGCUCUUCAACCAGCCCGUGUCCAACGCCGCUCCCUGCGGGAUCCCGCUGUUCAAAGUGGAGGGAGCGGGCUCCGUCGGGUCGCAGGGGGGGCCCAGGAAGUCCAUCAGCAACGGCCAGCCGGGCUCGCCCUGCGAGAGGGAGGACAGGGCGUGUCUCACGCCGAUGCACAGCGGGAGCCCCCGGAGCCCUUGCUCUCAGGCGUCCCCCCAGCCCCCCGACGCGCACUACAGGGACAAACUGUCGCCCAUGGACCACCACUGGCUCAACCCCGAGCAGGACGGGAACUGCACGGCGGAGGACGGCUCCCCCAGCCCACCGCUGCAGCCGUCCGGCCCGGCGGGUCCCUCCACACCCCCGGGGUCUUCCACGUCGUUCCCCCCCGGGACGCUCUCGGCCUGGCCCGGGGGGCAGCUGGACGGAGAGACGGCCAGGGCAGUGGGGGAGAGUGUGGAGCGGCUCCUGAGGACGCUGCCCCGGUCAGAGCCCGGCGAGGUGAAGACUCUGCUGAGGAUGAACAAGAAGAUGGCAAAAACCGUGGGUCACAUAUUCAAGAUGGGCCCGCAAGACAGGAACAAGGAAGAGGAGAUCAGGAAGUACAGCCUGAUUUAUGGGAGGUUUGACUCAAAGCGGAGGGAAGGCAAGCAACUCACGCAUCAUGAGUUGAUCAUCAAUGAAGCUGCUGCCCAGUUCUGUAUGAGAGACAAUGCCCUUUUGCUGAGACGUGUCGAACUCUUUUCUUUGGCUCGGCAGGUGGCAAGGAAGUGUGCCUACACAUCAACAUUAAAACACGCUCGGACAAUUACAGAUGACAAUAAUUUCCUAUCGCAAAAGAGGGUGAAACAUGAGGUCAUUGUGCCGGAAAGCGUGUCUUCGCUGGUUGGGGUGGAGGGGUCAGAGGUAACGACCCAAAGGGCGGAGGACGACAGUGUGUCUAAUGAAAGCCUGGACACUGUAUCCCAAGACACUUCUAACCCGGUCAACUGGAGUCGCCAUCUCAUACAGCAAACACUUAUGGAUGAAGGGCUGCGAUUGGCUAGGAUGGUGUCACAUGGCCGAGAUGGCAGGAUCAGCCUAGGGUCAGAAGGCACUCAUUCAACAGAUUACGAGAGUAAAGAGGAACAGGGGAGUGCAAUAGCGUGUAGGAGCCGGAGCCCUAUCAUCACAAAGGAGGAUUUGGACCACAGAGGGAAAUGAAAAAUCCCAAGGGGUACACUACAUCGUAUGUACAGACCUCCAUCUCAACUUCAACACAUCAUGUACUAUAUGGACUGUAACUGAGCAGGUUUAAGUUCUCACAUCAAUUACUAGAAAAUCGACAAAAGUGGCUUUUAGGGGGAAGAAAUCCAUAUUAUAAGACUUAUCCCUGUCUUGAUUGAUGGUUCCUCAGCCUUAGGAUGGCAAGUCUGGGUAUGUAAUAGAAAGCCAUAGGUGGCCAAACCCACACUUAGUAGACAUGGUGGUAUUUAGAGUUGAUGAGUCUGGAAUGAACUGGAUGGGGGCACUGAUCAAGUAGGCAGGGUUAUUUGAAUGACGUUAGGGAAAAAUGUAAUCUUUAAAAUAUCGUUCAGCAUUUUUAACAUAUCAACCUACAAUAUUUGGAAAAUUGUCCUCUGCUGCCCUCUAACCAAAUAAAAUCAUACACAAAUGUAUGAUUUAAAUUGUAAUAGAAAGUGUUGAUGUAAGGCAAAGUAGAUAGUAGAGCGCUAGGGGGUAGCUUCUGAAAUAUCUGCUAAAACAAUAGAGGUUAAUCAACAUUGAAUAUAUACCGUAGCUGUCGUCUUCUAUCUUGUCGAUUUCACAUCAACUCAUGAACCCGGAGAUGAUUUAUAAUUUAUAAAGAAAUUACAUUCAGAUUAAAAAUCCUUCAGUUAUUUGAGUACUGAGACCAUAUGUGUGUGUAGCUAGGGUGUAGAAGUAAUGUGUUUGUCACACUCUUCCCACCUUCACGCCCCUCAAAUAUUAACAGUAUAAUUUAAGUCAGUCACUGACAUCUUUGAAAUAAUCCUUACUUGGCAAAGUUUUCGUGUGUCCGGGUUGUUAAAAUAGGUCAAACGACAAUACAACUGUACAACGAUCCAGAUAAUGAUGGGGCCAUAUUUAUUUACUGAAGAUGAAAAAAUGAAACAAGCUUUCCUGAGUACUGAAUAUCAUUGAUGUGUUCAUUACUGUGGUAUUAUAAUCGCACACACAUCUAUCCAUGGUGCAAUCUUGUUUAAAAGAGAAACAUUUUCUUAAAUUUUAGGUGGGAACAUUUUCAGAUGGCUGAGGUUUGCCUAUGUCAUCAAGUCACCCCCACUAACCCAAAAGACCACCCACUCACACCCCUACUCUCCCACAGGGGCUGCUACGUUUCUUAUUGCCACCUACCAGUUUGAAUCUUAUAAAACGAGAGGGAGUAGAGACGAGUGCACUGCAGUGUUUACCAGCCGGGAUCUGGGGGUUUGAAUGAGUGGCCUUUUCAGUGGUGACUCCAUGACAAAAACGUUAACAUCCUCAAGAUUUCCUCUUGGAUCGAAAACCCAUCCAAACAACAUCAAAUGAUGAUGAACAAUCCCACACACACUCAACCUGGGGUAAAAAGAUGAUCAAACGGUGCUUCAUUUUCCGACACAGCUGACCCUUCACUACAUUAGAUAUGAAUAUGCUAAUGUUUUGUUGUUAUAUUGUUAUAUUCAUAGAAAUAGUGGGAAGGCCCAUGUUUGGAAAUGCAUUGUCCAUUAUAUCUACAUGGUAUCUACACAAUAAGACAGGCAGCCAAGUGAUGUAAAGGAUUCAAUUAAACUGCAGGUUCUCUUUCACUAUUGUCACCACCCUCACGUUGAAAAACAGAUUAUUUAUUUUAUUAAAUCUCAAUAAACGUUAUUUUAUUGUUUAAUUAAGAAUUGUUCUUGUGAUUUUUCGAGUCAUCAUUUCAUACAUUUUUAGCAUUUUAGGAAUUAUGUUAUUACCUUUUCUAUAACUGAUGGUGUGUUAGUAAUUUACAGCUUGCGUCACACAGCCAGUAACACCAUCUUGUUUUGCUGUUUUUUCCUUUCCAUUUCCGUGCGGAACAGUUAGUUCUGUACAGACGAGGCUUGCAUGACUCACCUUUAGUAGUGAUGUCAGCACUCAGAUCCACUCAGCGCUAUGUCACACAUAGCCCUCCUCUGUUGGGUAGGCAACAAAGAUGGUUCUGCAUGGCAGUCAUUAAAACAGAAUGCUACAAUAACGUUUUGCGGAUCUGCUUUUGGAUUGAGGUUUCAUGGUCAUUUCUUCAGGGGUUGUUUCAUUUCUUUAAAUACAAAACCACAGGAAACAGAAGUAGAAAAAAAAACACAGAAUCGAAAACUUGCAGAUGUAAAAACAGUUAACAAUGGUUUGAGAGGUUUAAGGAUAGUUUUGGUUGGAACCCAAUCAAAGCGUGUGUGCAAAACUAUUGAAAUAUUCUUCAGCAGAAAAACGUUAAUUUCGAGCUAGUUCUUUCUUAAUGUACAGGUAAAAAACAAGAGUAAUCUCUCUUUAAGGCAUCAUCAUAGAACAGGAAGAAGUUGUGAGUCUGCUAGGUGAUGUGUGUGUGGAGGUGUCGCAGGAACUCUCCCCGGGUGGCCGUGUGUCCGGGGAAGAUGGCGUGACAGAACUCGCACACCUGGGACUGCAGCUCCAUUUCGGACAUGAACUCCCCACCACUGUUGCUCAGCUCCUCGCUUCCGAGGAGGGGGUUGUAAGCCCAAGCCAGCGGACUUGCCGUCUGAGAGGCAGAGCACCACACAUAAGACACACAGUCACUUAUGCAGAAUGUACUGUAGAAUGUAGAUAUGACAGAUUAGAAUUGUUCUUUUCUUUUUUUUAAUUUUAGCAGAUACAUUUAUCCAAAGCAAGCCGUGACAUUUAUUUUCUUCAGAUACACGUCAUUAAUGAGAAAAUCAAUUUUUUUGCAUCUUGCUAAAGGUCGCCUACAGGAAGACUGUGGUUAAGGGGUUUCGAACCCACAACUAUGGGAUGCUUCUCCCAUAGUUGUGGGUUCUACCUUAACCACCAGACCAUCCGGCCCCCCAGAGGUGGCGAGAUAAAAGGUCAGAAAGAAAAAACAGAAGGACUCCUACCCCAUACGGCUGCAUUGCUUUACUCCCUCCACUCUGAUGGCCCUGGUACGAACCAGAGCUACUGA